AUGAAUCUCAUAUCGUCCAUCCUCAGCUCGACAAGCCUGAUAGCCAGUCUAUCGCAGGUCUCUACAAAUGGAGGCUCUUUACUGGGCACGCUUUCUGCUCCGUUCUUGCCAAAAUUUCUAGAGGACGGCCCCUUACCCCGAGGAUUUCCAUGGGCCGAUGCGUCAGCGCAGCACACAAAUCCUUACGAGGAAGUCCCAAAUACUGGGAAAAUUCGCCCUUACAAUUUUGUUAUUGAGCGUGGCAUUCUCUCACCCGAUGGCGUCGAAAAGAAUGGCCUCCUCAUCAACGGACAAUUUCCAGGUCCUACCAUUGAAGCAAACUGGGGAGAUACAUUCCAGAUUACUGUGACGAAUAAUAUCACUGGGCCCGAAGAAGGUACCGCUCUCCAUUGGCAUGGCCUGCUUCAAAAGGAGACACCUUGGUUUGAUGGUAUACCAUCAGUUUCUCAGUGCCCAAUUGCACCAGGGAGCUCGUUCACGUACACAUUUCGAGCGGAUUCCUACGGCACAAGCUGGUAUCACUCUCACUACAGCGCACAGUACGCAGACGGGCUUUUAGGGGCCAUGAUCAUCCACGGACCUGCUCAUGCACACUACGAUUAUGACCUUGGACCUAUCAUGCUAUCUGACCAUAACCACGAGGAAUAUUUCAAAAUCGUCCAGCGCUUCACGGGAAGCAAACUCGUCCCAAAUUCAACGAACAACCUUAUUAAUGGGAAAAUGAACUACGACUGUUCUCUCACAAAUUUAACUUGUACUCCAAAUGCUGGGCUGUCGAAGUUCAAAUUUGAGUCUGGAAAACUACACCGAUUGCGUCUCAUCAACUCUGGAGCGGAGGGGUUGCAGAGAUUCACCAUCGACAACCAUACCAUGACCGUCAUUGCCAAUGACUUUGUCCCUAUUGAACCUUAUGAAACCAAUGUUAUUACGCUUGGAGUUGGGCAGCGCAGCGAUGUUCUCAUUAGGGGCACUGGCCGUCCUACAGACUCAUUCUGGAUGAGAACCGACAUCAGCGACAGAUGUAGCCAUUCAAACCAGCCCCAUGCUCUUGCCGUGAUCCACUAUGAGAAAGCUCACGCUUCUGCUGUGCCGACAUCACAAGCUACUUAUUUCACCGACACGAACUGCUCCAACGAUCCCAUUAGUGUCACAAAGCCCCUAUUCGCCAUGGCGCCUCCACCUGAGCCUGCCUUCACGCAGACGAUCGACAUUGACUUCCAAGCUAAUGCCACAGGCGCUGAGGUAUGGGUGAUGAACAACCAGUCCUUCCGAGCCAACUACGACCACCCCCUCCUCCUCCUCGCCAAGCUAGGCAAUACCUCGUACCCCGACGACCCGCAGUGGAACGUAUACAACUUUGGUAAGAACACUUCUAUUCGCCUCAUCCUGCGCGGCCUGACCCCCCUCGCACACCCGAUGCACCUCCACGGUCACAACUUCUGGGUCGUCGCCGAGGGGGUAGGACAAUGGGAUGGAGUGGUAACGCGACCUGAGAACCCGCAGCGAAGGGAUACGCAGCUCAUGGACUUUGGGUAUCCGUAUCCUGCGGGCAUGAGCUAUACUGUUAUUGAAUUCAUGGCUGAUAACCCGGGGGUUUGGCCAUUCCAUUGCCAUGUUGCUUGGCAUGUAAGUGAUGGACUGUAUAUGAAUGUGAUGGAACGCCCCGAUUUAAUCAAGCAACGCCAGAUCCCAUCGAUCAUGGCACAGACGUGUCGCGACUGGUGGGAUUAUAGCGCGCACAACAUCGUUAACGAGAUUGAUUCCGGGUUGUAGAGCUUCAUGCACGACUAUAAAUGGCAAUGACAACUCAUGAGGUUGAUAUCACUGAUAGAGUGCGGAUUAUCUAUGGGAAAAGCUUUGGUUCUUGCUUUAAUAGAUUUGACAUUUAAUUAUUUUGUGUUGAAGAG
Molecule: messenger RNA, 1907 nt
Organism: Pseudogymnoascus verrucosus
Lineage: Eukaryota; Fungi; Ascomycota; Leotiomycetes; Thelebolales; Thelebolaceae
Exons: 8
Coding region: 1-1773 (590 amino acids)
Molecular function (GO): oxidoreductase activity; copper ion binding
Source: RefSeq, a predicted model, not a curated record